Fundulus heteroclitus (mummichog) is the source of this 2286-nucleotide messenger RNA. RefSeq names its product lectin, mannose-binding 2-like a (gene lman2la). Lineage: Eukaryota; Metazoa; Chordata; Actinopteri; Cyprinodontiformes; Fundulidae. The transcript has 9 exons. Gene Ontology annotation, molecular function: D-mannose binding. Gene Ontology annotation, cellular component: endoplasmic reticulum membrane; Golgi membrane; endoplasmic reticulum-Golgi intermediate compartment. Bases 125 to 1222 code for a protein of 365 amino acids. Gene Ontology annotation, biological process: endoplasmic reticulum to Golgi vesicle-mediated transport; endoplasmic reticulum organization; Golgi organization. The record is from RefSeq and is a predicted model, not a curated record.
GGUAAUUCAACCAAUACAAAUCGCGCAUGAUGAUCGGCAUUCACAUCAACCAAUUACAAUGGGCCAAGCAACAACGGCGGCCCAAUAGGAACGAAGCUUGCGUUUUGGUGAGUUGUGACCCACCAUGGCUGCCGUUAACAGCAGCAGGCUCUGCUGCUCCAAAUCACGGCUGAACGUCAUGUCCAGAUGGAACAGAAUGCCCUGCAAACUCUAUUUUAUCUUUACCUUCCUUCUUUUAUUUGUAAGCCUGGGGGUUUCCGACGAUGACCAUGAGAUGGAAGAGUUCCUGAAGCGGGAGUUUUCCCUCUCCAAGCCUUACCAAGGUGUGGGAUCGUUAGGCUCCUCCCACUGGGAGCUGAUGGGGGAUGCCAUGGUAACCACUGACCAGGUGCGACUCACACCUGACAUGCAGAGCAGACAGGGGGCGGUGUGGAGCCGCAUUCCAUGCCAUCUGAAGGACUGGGAAAUGCAGGUACACUUUAAAGUUCACGGGCAAGGGAAGAAGAACCUUAACGGUGAUGGACUGGCUAUUUGGUAUACCAAGGAGCGCAUGCAGAAAGGUCCUGUAUUUGGAAAUAAGGACAAUUUCACCGGCCUGGGUGUGUUUGUGGACACGUAUCCCAAUGAGGAGAAGCACAUAGAGGCGCAGAAGAAGAGAUACACCCCCCGCACCCAGAGGAUCUUCCCAUAUGUUCUCGCCAUGGUGGGGAACGGCACCAUUAGCUACGACCACGAGCGGGACGGCCGGCCCACCGAGCUCGGCGGCUGCAACGCCAUGGUGCGCAACCUCCAGCACGACACGUUCCUCUUCAUUCGCUAUGUCCGCCGCAGGCUCACGGUGAUGAUAGACAUCGAUGGUCAGCAUGAGUGGAGGGACUGCCUGGACAUUCCUGGAGUGAGACUGCCUCUGGGGUAUUACUUUGGAGCCUCUGCAAUCACCGGAGAUCUCUCUGAUAACCACGAUAUAAUUUCCCUCAAACUUUACCAACUGACGGUGCUGCGCAGCAAAAAGGAGGAGGAGGAGGAGGAGCAGGAUGUAAUAACGAUCCCCAGUGUGGACAACAUGGAGCUCCUUCGACUGGGUCAGAGCGAAGAAGGGAUGAGCGGAUUAGCCAUUUUCUUCACCGUUCUCUUCUCCAUGCUGGGAUGCAUCUUCCUCAUCGUCAUCGGCAUCGUGGUCUACAGCCAGUGGAGCGAGAGCCGACGUAAGCGCUUCUACUGAGGAACGCCUCGACGGGGGCGCCGCGAUCGCCAUAACUACCGCGGGCCACCGACCCAACCGAGAUCAGAUGAAAAGUAAGACGCCGCUGGCUGGUGGAGGAGGGGAUGCUUUUACCCAGAGGACCACACUAGUUUGAUAAAAGGUGGAGUUCAGGUUUCGCCUUCAACUGAAGCCAUUUGCCAGCAGUGGUUGUGAAGCAGCUGGAGCAAUGUACACUUUUUACUUCAACUCGACCUCAACGACUCCACCUCUGUGGUUCUAACACACCAGACACGAGCUGCCCUUUAUAAUGUAGGGUCGUCUUGGCUAAAAUCAAGUUGUCCUGCCUUUUUACUGUAAAACGAAUGCAAAUCUAUCGUCUUUGAAAAAUUAUUUUAUUUCUAGUUAGCUUUCUAAAUUAACUUCUUUAUAAUUAAGUGAACCGAAUUUAUUUAUGUGUUAACCAUGUUUUAAAGCUGAAUAAUAUAUAUAUUGCAAAUUUAGGGUUACUGCAAUAUCACUGAAUGCACUAAAUGUUUGUUAAUUGAAGGACCGUGCUUCCAGGCUCUCUAUAUACAGCGGUGCCUUGACUUACAAGUUUAAUUUGUUUUGUGACGGCGCUCCUAAUUCAAAUUACUUUUAUGUCAAAUCAGCGUCCCCCACUGAAAUAUAUUGAAUCAAGCCUGAUGCGUUACGGAUGCUCUGCAACUUUCCUGUAAUGUGGUUUUGAAUAAGAAAAAUAUCCAAAGAAAAACACUAACAGUAUUGGAUGAAAAACAACAACAAAAUAGAAAGUACUGAAACAACCUGGUUUUAUUAAGUACAGAGUGACGUAUAGCAUUUGCCUUGGGGAUCAGACGACAUGACGAAGCUGAUGGUGUGGAUUUUUGCCCCAUCACUGCAUUUUCUUCUUUUAUAAGGAUUUUAAAUAAAAACCUGUCAAUGAAAUCAAUUUCCUCCUCCUUUCAGAAUGUCUCUGAAAUGAAGGAGGCAGCUGUCAACAAAUGGCAACGUCACACACUCUAAUUAGUUGCUAGUCGCUAAUUAUUCCUUUUUAAUAAAGGCUGAAAGUUUCUCCUACAUCC